AUGGCUAGGGUCGAAGAUUCCUUGCACUGGUCGGCGCAACUGGCCGUGACUCCGCCACUGCGAACUCCGAAGCUUCCUGGCGAUAAGAUCAUUUUACCUCAAUCCGCUCUCGAGCAGCUCCUCGCCGCUGCUCCCAUCACCGAGGUAUCUACUCAGGAAUCUCGCUCGUAUACCAGGGCAUUUGAUCCAUUUAAUCCGCACACAUUUGCCGCCGAGUCUCGAGCUAGAGAGCAAGGCUUACAACGCCAACAGCAACUGCCUCAUCCGUUGACAUUUCGCAUCGUGAACCCCCAGAAUGAUCGCGUGAUCUACGCUGGAAUUCGGGAGUUCUCCGCAAGUGAAAAUGAGGUGGGACUCAGCGCUUCCCUCCGUGAUGCACUUGGUUUCGAAGAUGAUCAGUUCCGGUUGCAAGCUGAGAGGAAUUUAAGAGAGACCCAAAAUGGGGACGGGGACGAGACAGAGCGGGUUGAAUCUAUUGCUUUGACGACUUCAAACCAAGGCCCGACAGUCACAGUUCAUGCGAAGCAACUACCCAAGGGUACUUAUGUACGUCUUCGCCCACUCGAAGCUGGAUACGACCCAGAGGAUUGGAAGGCUCUUCUCGAACGUUACUUGCGCGAUAACUUCACUACUUUAACUACCGGGGAGAUUUUGACCGUCCUAGAGGGUCGCAAUGAAUCGUUUAGAUUUCUCGUUGACAAGGUGUACCCGGAAGGUGAUGGGAUUUGCAUUGUCGACACGGAUCUGGAGGUGGACAUCCUUGCUUUGUCUGAAGAGCAGGCGAGAGAAACACUACGGAGACGAUUAGAGAAGGCCGCUCGCGCUCCUGGAACUAAGGAAGGCAGUUCGAUUGGCGGUGUUAUCACUAUUGGAGAGGGCAUCAGAGCUCAGGUUGCACCGGGUGAAUAUGUCGACUACGAAUUGCAUAACUGGGACCAUGGCAACACCAUCCAAGUCGAGCUCGAUACUCCUGUAGAUAUUACAGAUGUUUUUCUCUUUGUCAGCCCUUUAUCCUCACGUCAACGAAACCGUCCACGAGAGGACGAACAUAUCUUUGGCGACUUUUCGAGCCGGCCAUCUAAGCAGAUCAGAAUCCAACCGACAAACGUUGAGCUAGAGGGUGCUGAGGCACUCUACAUAUCUACUCAUAUCUCUUACCCUCAAGGUGACGAAGCGAAACGGCCGGUGCAUUACAAUUUGCGUGUCGUGGAAACCCCUUCGGAGCCAAGAGAAGUUGACAGUGAAGACCAUUUGGACUCUCACGACCCUGAGGAUGUGCAGUGUAAAAACUGUCAACAAUGGGUGCCUCAGAGAACCUUGAUUCUGCACGAGAAUUUCUGUCUUCGAAACAAUGUGUUCUGUCCUGAUUGUCACAAUGUUUUUCAAAAAAGAUCACCGGAAUGGCAGAACCAUUGGCACUGUCCCCACGAUUCUUCUUAUGGUAAUGAUGCAGCAAGUAAGCACCAGCAUGAUUCUAUUUUCCAUAAGAUGUACACCUGCCCCAUUUGUGACUCUGAAGCCAAAGGACUUCCUAGUCUUGCUCAGCAUCGCACUACGACCUGCCCAGGCAAGUCAAUUUUGUGCCAAUUUUGCCAUCUGGUGGUUCCGCAACAGGGCGAGUCAGAUCCCGAUAUCCACGAUCCGGAAGUGCUGCUCUCUGGUCUCACUCCCCAUGAGUUGGUCGACGGUGGCCGGACGACAGAAUGCCAUCUAUGCAGCAAAAUCAUCCGGCUACGAGAUAUGAAAACCCACUUGCGCCACCAUGAUUUGGAACGUUUGUCUCGACCGCCGCCUCGCGUCUGUCUCAAUCAAAACUGUGGACGAACAAUUGGUCAGGGUACAGCCAACAAUACUGGGAAUGACACCCUUGGGCUUUGCAGCAUCUGCUACGGCCCGCUAUAUGUGGACACCUACGACCCCGAAGGAAAGGCACUUCGACGCCGCAUCGAGCGUCGCUAUCUUUCCCAGAUGAUGACCGGGUGUGGGAAAUCCUGGUGUCAGAAUAAGUAUUGUAAAACGGGAAAACAACUGGAUCCACAACAGCCUCAGUCUCAACCGGCUUCGCUGAGUGCGACAACUAUUCUGACCACAGUUCGACCAUUGCUCGAUGCUGUUAACUUACACGGCCCGAAUAUAGGCCCCCUUUACCUGUGUACCGACCAGGCCGGCCAACAGCGACGUGGCCUGGCGGAAAUGAUUGCGGCAGAAGGUGCGGCAGAAACAGGCAGCGCAAAAAUAUAUGAUCUAGCCUGGUGUGUGGCUGCGGUCGAAGCGACUGGUGGGGAUUUGACCAAGGCAAGAGAGUGGUUGGAGAACUGGGCACCUGCGAGAGGUGAAAAUGCAGGCGCAUAA
This is a messenger RNA of Aspergillus wentii DTO 134E9, 2352 nucleotides long. Its product is annotated as putative ubiquitin fusion degradation protein (Ufd1). Bases 1 to 2352 code for a protein of 783 amino acids. Gene Ontology annotation, molecular function: polyubiquitin modification-dependent protein binding. The transcript has a single exon. The record is from RefSeq and is a predicted model, not a curated record. Lineage: Eukaryota; Fungi; Ascomycota; Eurotiomycetes; Eurotiales; Aspergillaceae. Gene Ontology annotation, cellular component: VCP-NPL4-UFD1 AAA ATPase complex.